Anopheles aquasalis is the source of this 1643-nucleotide messenger RNA. RefSeq lists its product as uncharacterized. Lineage: Eukaryota; Metazoa; Arthropoda; Insecta; Diptera; Culicidae. The record is from RefSeq and is a predicted model, not a curated record.
GCAAACGCGAACUUUCCCUCUGCUGCUGCGUAUCCAAAUUGCGCGUGUAACGAAAAUUCGGUGAAAAAUCUGGUAAAAAGUCCCGCAAAAUUAUGAGUAAAACUCCUUCCGAUAGUGUAUCACUGUGGAACGCAGAUGGGCCAGCCGUUUCAGCGAAGAAAAACUGUCGUUUGCAAGUGAAUGACCCACCUCGACAGCAGACUGAAGAUACACCGGGAGCGAAGAAAGAAACAAAGCAUGUUUCUAAAGCACUCGAUUGCUCCGGUCAUCUGACCGGUAUCCUGAAGGGAUUAACUCCUUACGAACGGUCGUACACGAAAAGGGAUGAAACCUUGAGGCAUCUCGUCGCAGUUUACCUCUAUACGAUUCUAAAACCGCCUACCAGAUGGACGCCAGAAUCGUUUGACGAAAUAGUGCAGCUAGAAUCCACGGUGACGACAACGGACCUACAAUCGGUGCUUCCAAUCGCCUGGAACGGCAAAACCUACAACAUCCACCUAACCAACUGUCUGAUGAAAGGAAAAUUCGGCCAACGAAGCGAAUGUCGUCAGCCAGGCAUUCAUCAAGCACUGGGUCGCAUCAAGCGAGGAAAAGCGGCGAUUUGGAAGUGUGAUUCGCGGUACUUUCUGGUGCGUCGUUUGCUUACCGGAUGUUACUUCUACACCAUGCGUCUUGCGGACGGUGUGCCUGCGCUUCUCUUCUUUGGUUGCCCCGAGGCGAUGAUUAACUUCGUGCAGGAAACGUACGGCUACACCGAACACACUCGGUUCCUGCUCUCAAACGUUAUCCUGCACUCGGUCGAACAGGAGGAUGUGAAGCGUAUCGUUUGGAAAAUGAAACAAACCACCGGCAUGCAGCUCGUUGGACCAUCGAAUGCACUGCUCCAUGGGAACAUCCAUCUUCAGCGACCAUCUCUGGAACGUGCGCUCGAAAUAGGAUUGAACGUGUUGGAGCUAAAGGAUCGUCGCCCUAGGCCUAGCUCUUGGGACAACCGACUCCUGAACGCGUGUUUCAAAAGACAACAGCAUACAUGGAACACGGUGCAAGUGAUCGGCCCCUGGUUGGUCAAAAACCUGCCGGAACCUCGGUUCUCCUGCGCACAGUACCACCUGUACCGCUGGUCACCGGCACUAGGACACCGGCAGCGAAAGCAGUUCGAAGAGAUGGUAAAUAACCUGCUACCUUCCUGGACGGCGCAGCUCAUCGUAGCGCUCGAUUGCUGCUUCGUCCUGUGGUCCCGGGAUGCCUUUAUCUACUGGUUCAGUCCUCACCGGUACAGCUCGUUGCAGGAACCGACGGAGCGGUUGAAGCAUCGAGCUGCCUUUCUGCACAUGUCCAACGCCUUACCGGUUGCUUCUCUUUCGCUGUACGAUUAUCUUUUCGAACUGGGCAUCUUCCCCGAUCAUCAGAUCGAGAUCGUCUCAUUGCGGAUUGAACAGCUGGCUCCAUUGGUGAGGGAUUUCCCGAGCGAAGAUGAGGAACAGGAGGAACUACAGAUCCCUGAUGCACCCGAUCGCGAUACGGGAAUCAAUCUCUACCAGCCGGCACUACACUCUGCCUCACAGUUACGGCUCGUUCGGCAGGUAUUUGAAGCGAUCUACCGCAACACGCAGGAUCGGUGUGAUUGACGACACCGAAACAGC